This is a messenger RNA of Helobdella robusta, 1179 nucleotides long. RefSeq lists its product as hypothetical. Lineage: Eukaryota; Metazoa; Annelida; Clitellata; Rhynchobdellida; Glossiphoniidae. The transcript is spliced from 6 exons. The record is from RefSeq and is a predicted model, not a curated record. Bases 1 to 1179 code for a protein of 392 amino acids.
AUGAUUGCUUUUACGGAUAUAAUAAAAAAUUACCUUGUUACAGUAACUAUCGCCAUAGCCACGACAACCAUAGACCUGACAGAGACCAAAGAAUUCUGCAAUAUGGAAACCUUCAUCGCCAACUGCAGUCACAUCCCGAACAACCUAAUCGUUGUUGAGGCGGCCAGUUACGGACUGAUGCGAUUAGGCAGAUGUUUAAAAGUGGACUACAGUAACAAAUUAGGAUGUAGGGCUGACGUCAUGGCCGCCAUGGAUAGACACUGUUCCGGAAAAGUUUCGUGCAGUGUGAAGCUACCUGAUGAGCAAGUUUAUUCUUUGAAUGUUUGCCCGCCCGAGGUAACCUCCUACCUCGAUGCCUCCUACUUCUGUCUAAACGUCGAACCAGAAAAUGCUCAAAAAUGCGAAACUGCUACGGUGUUAACGUCAGAAUCAGGGCACAUAAGUUCAUUGAGAUCGGAUCUCGUGCGAUGCAGAUGGUUCCUUAAGGUACCAAAAGGCAGACGCAUCAACAUAACGCUAAUCGACUUUUUCCACCAGCCUAAUUUCCAGCCAUACUCUCACAACUACCAGAUAAAACACCCACAACCACAACAACCACAACAGCUACAACAACCACAACAGCUUCUACCGACAGCCAUCUCAAACAUCAACGCACAGCAGCAGCAACAGCAGCAGCUACACAAGCAUCAGCCAAAUCAUCUUAGCAACUACGUGACUUCGAGCGAAUGUCUGAAAUACGCAAUCGUCAAAGAGACAACAACAUCCGACAAUUCGCCACCGAAAAUUUCGACGAUUUGCGGCGGCGGACCGCGCGUUCGAACCGUGUACCUCUCGGAUACAAACUCUCUUGAAGUUUCUAUUUAUUCCGCUCUCAAAGGGCCAUUCGGUACAAAUGGUCAGAUCGAAAAGGCGAGAUUUUUGCUGAAAUAUAAAGCUUUUGGCUGCCCCGACCUUGACCCCAGAGGUUCAGAUGGAUGGACGGUGGUCAGAGAAGGAGAGAAAUCUAUAAUUAGCUGUAACGGCUCUCACGAUAAUGCCAGCAGAUACCAUUUAAUAUGUGAGGACGACCGCUGGAUAGGGGACAUCCCGACAUGUUCAGCUAGAACGGCUGAUGAAGCUAUUACAAACAACGACAACAACAACAACAUCUACAACAUCAACAACAAAAAUACCAAAUGA